AUGGCUGAAAGUAAAGGUGCGCUAAUCGCGAAAACAGUGCAAAAACAUGCCGGACGUGCGAAGGAAAAGUUUCUUCAAAACCUGGGCAAGGUAGAUCGCACACUCGACGAUAUAUUCGAGGAACACCUCCAGAACUUCAACAGGCAACACCAGCAAGCGACUCGACUGCAGAAGGAAUUCAAUAAUUACAUAAGAUGUAUACGAGCGGUUCAAACGGCCUCCAAAACUUUGAUGGAAGCAAUAACCGAGGUGUACGAAAGCGGAUGGUCAGGCCACGAUCUUCUAUACGUGCAAGCUCAGAACCUGGAGAUGUUGUGGCAGGACUUCUCGCACAAGCUCGGCGACCAAGUGCUCAUACCUCUUAAUACGUACACCAACCAGUUCCCUGAAUUCAGGAAAAAGAUAGAAAAACGCGGCCGUAAAUUAGUGGACUACGAUGGACAAAGGCACAGCUUCCAGAACCUGCAGUCGAACGCGGCGAAAAGAAGGGACGAUGUUAAGGUGACAAAAGGUAGGGAACAGCUGGAAGAAGCUAAACGAACGUAUGAGAUCCUAAAUUCUGAGCUGCAUGACGAGCUGCCGGCGCUGUACGACUCGCGAGUUUUGUUCUACGUCAACAACCUGCAGACCCUCUUCUCGGCUGAACAGCUGUUCCACUCGGAAAGUCACAAGGUGUUCGGCGAGCUGGAGGCGAUCACGGACAAGCUGGCGACGGAGUGCCAGCGCGGCUCGUACAGCAAGAAGCUGCCCGCCAACAACGUGUCGCCCGCCGCCUCGCCCGGCGCCACGCUCAACAACAACAUCAACGGGGGCUCCGCCCACCCGCCCUCCGACACGCUGCAGACCCCCCCCUCCCCCCCGCGCACGCCGAACGGCGCCGCCCCCGCGCCGCCCGCGCCGCGCGCCGACAAGCCGCUGCCCGCGCCGCCCGCCGCCGGCACCACCACCCCCACCCCCACCCCCACCGACGACACCGCUCCUGCCAACGACACCGCUCAGACCAACAACAACACUCCCACCAACAACAAUAAUAACAAACUCGUCGCCGAAAAAGAAGACACGAAAAAGGAAGAAGCGAAAGAAGAAGAAAUCAAAAAAGUAGAAACUAAAGAAGAGGAAACGAAGGAAGCGAAAGAGGGUAGCGACAAGAAAGUUGAAGAACUCUAUGAUAUACCAGUCGGGUCACCGGUACCACCUGAGAAGUCAAAUAAUAGCGACGAAAAGAGACAACAAGUUGACUCUGAGCCGAGAGAGAAAGGGACGGAUGACAAGCAGGAUGAAGUCUACGAUAUACCUGUCGGGGCGACGCUGGCGGGGCUGCCGGCCGGCGCGCUGUACCGCGUGCGCGCCACGUACCGCUACACGCGCGAGGACUCCGACGAGCUCAGCUUCGACGUGGGCGAGAUCAUUCGCGUCGUCGAGUACGACGAUCCCGACGAGCAGGAGGAAGGCUGGCUGAUGGGUAUAAAAGAAACGACCAAUGAAAAGGGCAUGUUCCCCGCGAACUUCACGCGGCCAAUAUGA
Arctia plantaginis is the source of this 1524-nucleotide messenger RNA. The record is from the annotation of a GenBank genome assembly. Lineage: Eukaryota; Metazoa; Arthropoda; Insecta; Lepidoptera; Erebidae.